AUGGCACAACUCAACCUCACAUUGCUAGUCACUUUCAUCUUUCUCUUCUUUUCAAUUCUUGCCCAUGUUGAACCAUCCUUGGCCAAGCAUGAUUCACAAACAAUGACCUACGUGGAGUCCUCUUGCAAUGGCACCCUCUACCCAGAUCUUUGCAUUCGUUGCCUUCAAAAAUUUGUCAACAACUCCACCAUAGAUGGUCCUCAACACUUAGCACAUGUUGCCUUAUCAGUGAGCCUCUCUAGAGCACUACAAACAAGAUGGUACUUGUUGAAAGUGGCAAAGGAACUCAAGGAAAUAAAGAACAAAAGGGAGUACCUAACGGUAGAAGAUUGCGUGAAUCAAAUCACUGAUAGUGUGGACCAACUUAGCCAAGCCAUUAAAGAACUAAGAAGGUUCAACGACCAAGGUGGUAGCAACACCAUCAAUGAUGAUGUCUUGUGGCACAUAAGUAAUGUUGAAACAUGGGUGAGUACUGCUUUAACAGAUGCUAGCAGUUGUGUGUAUUCGUUCCCUGGUCAUAGGAUGAGUAAGAGAGCAGCUUCUAUUAGGGUUAAGGCCAAGAAUGUUGCAGAAGUCACUAGUAAUGCACUUGCUUUGUUUCAUAGAUAUGCAUCUAAGUACAUGCAAGAAGCAGCUAGAACCACCAAGAAGCCUUAA
This is a messenger RNA of Gastrolobium bilobum, 657 nucleotides long. RefSeq names its product pectinesterase inhibitor 9. NCBI's taxonomy places the organism in Eukaryota, Viridiplantae, Streptophyta, Magnoliopsida, Fabales, Fabaceae. The record is from RefSeq and is a predicted model, not a curated record. Gene Ontology annotation, biological process: negative regulation of catalytic activity. The transcript has a single exon. Bases 1 to 657 code for a protein of 218 amino acids. Gene Ontology annotation, molecular function: enzyme inhibitor activity.